Messenger RNA from Orbicella faveolata, 750 nucleotides. RefSeq lists its product as uncharacterized. NCBI's taxonomy places the organism in Eukaryota, Metazoa, Cnidaria, Anthozoa, Scleractinia, Merulinidae. The record is from RefSeq and is a predicted model, not a curated record.
CAUUUGUACGCGGCUUAACUAAAACUGACUCACAUAAAGGGCCACCAACAUAGUAACAAGAAAGAUCAAGAGCAAGCAAUAGAAAAUGAGACCUUUAAUCAGUCUUCUUUGCCUUUGUGCAGUUCUUGUGGGACAGCUCGUAGCUAGUCCCUUGCCUCAACAGGAACCAACUGAAGCACAAGAGGAAACAGAUGCUCCAGAAGCAACUGAGGAACCAGAGGCUACAGAAGCUCCAGAACCUCCAGAAGGAACAGAAGCUCCAGAAGGAACAGAAGCCCCAGAACUAACGGAAGCUCCAGAAGGAACAGAAGCCCCAGAUGGUAUAGAAGCUCCAUAGGAAACAUAAGAACCGAGUGAAGAACCCGGGGCAGAGUAGUGUAGUAAGAGGAGGCGAAGACUGUCGGACGACUAAAUGAAGAUUAAGAUCUAUAUGCAUGUCCUCAAGACGAUCACCAGCAAUUCUACAUUGAGUAAAAAAAAGCUAUCUUGUGCAGUGAGUCACAACCUGUAAACAUUACCCUUUUUUUUAACGGUAUAACGUAGUUUAAUGUAGUCUAUUUGAAAUGUAGUGUAAGUUGUGUAAAGUAGUGUAAUUUGGUUAAGUAAAUUAUAUUGUAAUAUAUAAAAAAAUAUAUUUUUUUUCUUUUUUAUAGCACAGCCACCACAAUGAAGGCUUUUUUUUCUUAUUUCUUCGCCUUGUGUUAAUUUGAUAAGAUAAACAUGGUGGUUAAUAAAGUUUACUUUGAUAAA